Messenger RNA from Vidua chalybeata, 5362 nucleotides. It is a transcript of the gene TNFAIP1, whose product is annotated as TNF alpha induced protein 1. Gene Ontology annotation, molecular function: protein binding; ubiquitin-protein transferase activity. Gene Ontology annotation, biological process: protein homooligomerization; negative regulation of Rho protein signal transduction; proteasome-mediated ubiquitin-dependent protein catabolic process. Bases 196 to 1140 code for a protein of 314 amino acids. Gene Ontology annotation, cellular component: Cul3-RING ubiquitin ligase complex. The transcript has 6 exons. The record is from RefSeq and is a predicted model, not a curated record. Lineage: Eukaryota; Metazoa; Chordata; Aves; Passeriformes; Viduidae.
CACUCGCCGUGCUGGCCACUGGCUGUCCUGAGCCCUGACCCUUCACCGUGCUGAGCCCUCGCCGUGCUGACCCCGAGGUGAUGCCGGCCCCUGCCCCGCCGUCCUGGCCCGCUGAGGCGUGACCGCGGCACCACGGCGGGGCCGGCCCGGCCCACGCGCUGCAGGGUGGUCAUCUACCUCCAGAAGGACAAGGACAUGUCGGGGGACACGUGCCUGGGCAGCGCCCUGUGCCCGGCCGCGGGCCACAAGCCCAAGGCCGGCGGGCUGAAGGGCGGCAGCCUGGGGAACAAGUACGUGCGGCUCAACGUCGGCGGCUCCCUGUACUACACCACGGUGCAGGUGCUCACCAGGCACGACACCAUGCUCAAGGCCAUGUUCAGCGGCAGGAUGGAGGUGCUCACCGACAAGGAAGGCUGGAUCCUUAUAGACCGUUGUGGGAAGCACUUCGGAACAAUUUUAAAUUAUCUCAGAGAUGACACGAUUGCACUUCCAAAACACAGGCAGGAGAUCAAAGCGUUGAUGGCAGAAGCCAAAUACUAUCUCAUCCAGGGCUUAGUGGACAUGUGCCAAGCAGCCCUGCAGGACAAGAAAGACUUGUAUGAACCUGUCUGCAGCAUCCCUAUUAUCACAUCUCCGAAAGAAGAGGAGAGACUGAUAGAGUCAUCAAUGAAACCUGUUGUUAAACUGCUGUAUAAUAGAAGCAACAAUAAAUACUCCUACACCAGUAACUCUGAUGACAACUUGCUGAAGAACAUCGAGCUGUUUGACAAGCUGUCCCUGCGGUUCAACGGCCGAGUGCUGUUCAUCAAGGACGUGAUCGGGGACGAGAUCUGCUGCUGGUCCUUCUACGGGCAGGGCCGCAAGCUGGCCGAGGUCUGCUGCACCUCCAUCGUCUACGCCACGGAGAAGAAGCAAACCAAGGUUGAGUUCCCUGAGGCACGAAUUUAUGAGGAAACACUAAACGUGUUGCUGUACGAGACGCCCCGAGUCCCGGAUAACUCGCUGCUGGAGGCCACGAGCCGCAGCCGGAGCCAGGCCUCGCACAGCGAGGACGACGAGGGCUUCGAGCUGCGCGACCGCGUGCGCCGCAUCCACGUCAAGAGGUACAGCACCUACGACGACCGCCAGCUCGGCCACUAGCUGUGCUGUGUCCUGCAGCAGGGCUGCUCCAGCUCACGGCCUCGUCCUUGGCCAGGAGGGAGGGAUCCCCUGGACAUCGAGCUUCACCUCGGCCCCCUGGAAAAGCAAACGGGGAUUUGUGUGCCCAAAGCAGCACUAAAGGCCAAGGGCUUGGAGAACUGAGGUGUGAGUCGCGCACCUUGUGCUUUACCUGCAGGCUGGCCCCUCUUCCUGCUGGGGAGGGGGCUGUGGGACGCUGGUUCUCAGUUUGUGGUUGCUCUUUCCUCUCUAACGAUUUGCCAGUUUCGCCCUUGCCGUGAGCAGCACUGCUCUUCCUGAGUGAGGUGGGGUGGUUUGAAAAGCUCUUUCCAGACGGCUCCCUUUUCAGGGCCUUGUAUAGUGGAACUUGCAGUUAUUAAAUCAAGAUACUGAAGAGAGAACUUGAAUCUGCUCUUGGCAGACCCUACACGGGAUAACCCCCAGGAGAAACGUUUGGCUGGCCAGUCAGCUGCUCCUGUGCUCUCCCACCCCUGUCCCCAGAACACCUGCAAAGGUUUGUGUUCCAGGAUAGUGUCUUUAAAACUCAUUGAUUCCAAGGCAAGCCCUUCCAAAGUGGUAAGAAUCAAGUCAUCAGCCUCUCCAUGUGAAAAAUGAAAAUCUCUGAAAAUGUAAAUGUGUAGGUAAUGACUUGUCCUGGGAGAGGGGGAAGUGGGUAAUGGUGGGGGAAGAAACCUGAAGUAAGCAAACUUGAGCAGAUUGUGGCACUGUUGCCCUGGUUGAGGCUUGUCACUGUGAAAUCCUGUUUAUGUAAACAAGGGCAGUCUGGGGAAUUUGUUUUACAGUCUUUUCCUCCUGUGGCCUAAAAGUACUAUUUAAUGUUAAAUUUCUCAAGCAGCGUGGGAAUAAUUGCAGUGGCUGGAGAAGUACAGGCUAAGCAGUGUUUUCUAAGGCUAGAACAGUUCUGUGUCCUGAAUCCCUUCUAGAGUGUAGAAGUUGAAGAAGAAAAACAGCUGUGAAAAUAUUCUAGCAUGGAACUGUGAGAGACGUUGGGCACAGGAGAGAGGUGGCUUAUAGUGGAUUUUAAACUGAAAUAAUCACUUUUAUUACAAGUGCUUGGCUGGGUGCUGAUUGUACAGGGCACUUCAGGAGGUGGGAGUAAAAUUGGAAAAUUGAAAAUUUAGAAAUUUCUGGAAAUUUUCUGGAAACAGUUUCAAGUUUAGUAUGAAAAGCCAUUGCUGACAUUUUCUUGUAUGUUUUAGCUCUAAGUAGCAGUUUUGCCAUUGUCAUGGUUAUUCCUGCUGGGAGCCAGGGAUAUUUUGGAUAUAUUCCACAGCUGCCUUUGUGUUCCCAUAUCAUACUUGGUCAUGAAGUUCCAGAUUCCACAAUGAUUAGUCCUGAACUGCUUUGACCAGUGCCAAAUCUACCUGUAAGAUUUAAAGAAAAUUACUGCAGAAGCCUGACAAGAAAAUAAUCCCAACUUAAUGCAGGGAGUUCAUAAGGAAAAUUGAGAUGUCGAUGGUUUGGGAGUAAUAGAAACAGCGGGGGGAAAAAAAAUUAUUUGCACCCAUUUAGGUUUUUGAAAAUUAAAAUGUUGUGGGUUAGUAAGAAAACACUAACAGACUUUUAGGAUUUUCUUGCCUCUACACGUGGCGGGAUUCACUUCAUUAUCCUCACAUUCAGGAAGCAGCAUUGCACAGGGAUGCACCUGCCUCCUUGUGAAAGGCCUCUUGAAAUCUCUAAUAAUCCUAACGUCUUUUCUAUUUCUUUCUGUAAGUUUUUGUUUUCCAGCUGGUUAUUCUGUUGUGCCCAGGAAAAUACAGCUGUUGAUAUUUAGUUUCAACAAAGAUUUUUGUGGUAUUUCUCUAAUUCUGCUAGAGUGUGAUGUGGAUUUUUAAAGUUUUUUCCCUCCACUGAUGCUAUUUAAUUAGAAGGCACAAGCAGAGGCUGCAGUGAUGGGGUCUUUGUGCUGCAUUUAAUAGCUUCAAGUUAUUAUCUUGUGCUUUUUCUGUCUUGUAACAAAGGCUGAUGCCAUUUAAAAAACAUGUGGCACUUCUGUUUCUUGGCAAAUGAUUUAUAUUUUUUUUUCUUGUUACUAUCGUAGUGAAUGUUAACAGAGUAAGUAAGUGAUGCUGAUAGCCUUGCAAAGCUGUGUUUAAAUGAAAUUAUAAGCAGAAAAAUGUCAUAUUUGCUUUUAUUUUUUCUGGGGAGGACCAGUGUGGGAAGGAGUGUGUGAAAGAUGUCAGAUCAGUGUGCUACUCCAGAGGCUUUCUGUACUCGCAGGAUUCAUUAACAAAAUGGAUCCAGCUUGUGAAUUGUUACACUGUAAGAAGCAAAGAAAAGCCUGUGUUUUGGAUUAGUUUUCAUUUCCCUAUUUCCCACAGCCAACAAGUAGUAUUAAUUUCUGAUUUGAAUUUAGUUUAAUUAACCUGGGAAGCAAACAGUUUUGAGAACCAUCUGGGUUGUGAGAAUCUUUUACCAAGUGCAAAGGAUCUUCUUGGUGUUUGUGGAAUGUGAGUAUCAGUAAGAACUGUCAGCAGUUAUGCACAUGUUUAAAAGACGUGCAGAUAUCCUUUUCAUUUCCCUGUAGUUUCUCCUGUUUGUCUGGAGCUGCUCCAGCACAGGGUGUCACUGAAUCUCCCUUGCCCCAAAAUCAUGCCCUGGUGCAGUCUCUGUCCCACCAGGUUCUGAUCAUUUCUAGUACUGGAGUUGAGAUGUAACACAUGCUUUGUAUUCUCACCUUAAUCAGUCUACGUCAUUGGAGGCUGUUAAUUAUUGUGACAGGAAUGUUCUAGACAUUCUAGAACAUGAGUUUACAGCCAGUGUAGUGCAGAAGCAGCAGUGAGCAGGAUGAUGCAGUCUAAAGGCAGCAUUGGUGGGUUUGCAGUGAGCUCUCCAAGGAUCUCUGCUCAGAUUAAGCUCAAAUUAAGCACAGAUUAAGACAAUACAGGUUUCUCAUUAUAUAUGUUUGUCUGCAAGUUGAGACUUGUACUGGCUUCCAGCCAGACCAUCACCAGUGGGUGCAUUAAUGGUGUACCUGGCAAUUUGGAGUAGCCUUUGGGAGAAGAAAGAGCCUUCUUGCCCCACUUGUGGGGUGUGAAUUGUAACUACAUUAGCUGUCAUUCUUACAGGACUCGCUGUCUCCUUCACUCCUAAUUUUGGUCAAACCCUUGUGCAGUCAGGCAGGCGGAGGGAGUGCAUGGGAGCCUUUCGGUGCCCAGCCCCGUGCCCGAGGGCCGCGGGGUGUUUCCCAAAGCAGCCUCUGCGGGGAGGGAGGCUCGCUGUGCGGCGUGGCUGCUGGGAAGGAGCUCCCGCUGGGCGUCAGCGGGGCAGCAGUGUCGGAGGAGAGAGCUCUGCAGGGCUCGGCCCGGCCGCCGAGACACAGUCCCUGCUUAACCUUCACCUUGCCAUGCUGGUUUUUGAACGGGAGACGUUUGUCCUGCUGCAACCUUCCGCUCCGGUGACGUUUAUCUUGUGCACUCUUGGUUAAAAUAGAAAAUAAGUGAUGGACAGGGAGGGUGCUGGAGGGGCCGUGCUGUCACUGAGAGCUGCGUUUGAAUGGGCAUUGCUUACUGUGGGCUUGGCUUCAUUUUGUUCUUCUCGAGGUUUGUCAUUUUCAGACAGAAUUCUCUCCGGGCAGUACUGGAGAUACACCUGAACUGGGUGGGUCUGCCCAGCAGCCCCUGCCUUACACAGCGGGGUUGUGUUCUGUGACAAUCCGUGCCAUUCGGUCCUCACAGCCUCCAGCCUUCCCCCGUGCUGUGGGACAGCUCAGGUGUGCCUGGAGUCCUGUUCCAGCUCCUCAGGUGUGCCUGGAGUCCUGUUCCAGCUCCGUCCUCCCCCAGGGACAGACGGCAGGCUCUGUUUUCUGCAUGUGUGAGACUUCUCCUCAUCCAAUGGAACGGUAGUGAGACCCUUCCCUACCUCACAGGGUGGCUGACACUUAAUUUGUUUAACAAGAGUAAAGGAUUCUUUUGGAUUUCUAUGAUAUUUUAUAUACAGAGGAUUACAAAUAUGAUUGCUGAUCUUGUUUAAACUGACAUUCUGGGAUCAAGUUAUUUUCUUAGAGAUUCAGUCUUUGUUUUAUUUUCAUGUCUAACUUUAAGGGUCGGUUUUACAGACAAAGUACCUAGUUAAUGCAGUAAUUAAUCAAUUCUCUUAUCAGUUGAUGAAAGUGUUUUGCAAGUGCAUUAAAAGGAAAUAGAACACUAAUUUUUAAUAAAGUGCUAUAUUUUGUCUUCUGUGA